AUGCGCGCCAACGACCCCUCCAACAAAAUCUUCUACAAGGGCCGCUCCGACGACUUCAUCGUCUUCGUUGAGGAUGCCGCCACGUUGAAGAAAUGGAAGAACGACCCGUCGAUCCCUCUGUCGGAUGUCGUAAACGGGUGGAAGAUUUUCGUUACUCACAAGCAUGGCUCCCAAGGCGUCCUCGAUGGCGCAAGCAAGGCCAGUCUCGAGAACGAAUUCGGCACUGCCAAUGUUGAGGAGUGCGUGAGAAAGAUUCUAGAGGGUGGAGAGUUGCAGGGAUACACUCAACGGGAACGCGGCGGCGACACCAACAUCCGGAACGGUCCUCAGGUUAUGCUCCCUUAA
This is a messenger RNA of Aspergillus calidoustus, 345 nucleotides long. The record is from the annotation of a GenBank genome assembly. NCBI's taxonomy places the organism in Eukaryota, Fungi, Ascomycota, Eurotiomycetes, Eurotiales, Aspergillaceae.